CUGGCAGCAGUGGCCCGGUGAUGCUCUGAUUUACAAUUUGACUUAAUUUUAUAUUGGUUUUUAAGCGGACCAACGGUUGUAAUUUAGGGACAAGCACGCCGAGUUAACAGACGAUGUCUUCAUCCUUUUCAGAGCUGUAGUUACAGAGGCUAAUCUAGCUGAUCCGGUGCUUCAGAGACUGAAAGCGCAGCAGCAGAGGAAAGAGGUCUAGGUGAUUUCCUGUGCAGAAAGAAAAAGCGCAAAAGAACUCACAGCCUCCAACCUUCAGCCUCAGCAGCAAGUCGAGGUACUUUCAGGGCAGGUCCAAGUUUUAUACAUUUCCAGCGCUUACUUCAUCUUCAGAGAUGAAGUUGAAGGAGGAUAUGAACCCCCUGCUGCUGCAGGUUUUCCGUUCAGUGGUCUGGGUCUAUUCUGUCAUCACCUUCAUACCCUGGUACUUCUUCUCUGGAGCUGGCAACAGCUUGGAACGAGCCCGCAGUAUCAAGGCACGCUCGGUUAGCGGGCACCCAGCAGGGCCUUACAGAGCAGUCUACAGCCAAAAGGAGCUAGUUGCGUGGCUCCACCCUAGCGUGGACACCCUGGACAAAAUGUUUGAAUACGCUGCCAAAAAGUUUCCUAAGAGAGACUGUCUGGGAACCAGGGAGGUGCUCAGUGAAGAGGAUGAGCGCCAACCAAACGGCAAGAUCUUUAAAAAGGUAAUUCUCGGGAACUAUAACUGGCUGUCGUAUGAGGAAGCCUACCAGGCAGCAAAGUGUUUUGGCAGUGGUUUGGCAGCUCUCAAUCAGAAGCCUCACUGUAACAUCGCCAUCUUCUGUGAGACCAGAGCGGAGUGGAUUGUCGCAGCACAAGCCUGCUUCAUGUACAAUUUCCCACUUGUGACCUUGUACGCCACUCUCGGACCCGUGGCCAUUGCACAUGGGCUGAAUGAGACUGAAGUCACGCACAUCAUCACAAGCAAAGACCUGCUGCAGAGCCGUCUCAAGGCCAUUCUGUGUGACGUGCCGAGGCUGCAGUAUAUCAUCGUAGUGGACAGUAAACCCACAAGCUGGCCAGACAUUCCUAAAGGCAUCAUGGUCUACAACAUGGACACAGUGAAGGAGAUGGGAUCCAGGCCUGACAAUAUUGCAGUAGACCGCAGAAAGCCAGAGACCUCAGACAUCGCAGUUAUCAUGUACACCAGCGGCUCCACAGGCAUCCCCAAGGGUGUCAUGAUCUCCCAUGGCAACCUCAUUGCUGGCAUCACAGGCAUGGCGGAGCGAAUCCCUAACCUCAAUGAGACAGACACCUAUAUCGGCUACCUGCCGUUAGCCCACGUUUUGGAGCUCAGCGCGGAACUGGUGUCCAUCUCUCACGGGUGUCGCAUCGGCUACUCCUCUCCUCAGACUCUAGCAGACCAGUCCACCAAGAUCAAGAAGGGCAGUAAAGGUGAUACUAGUGUGCUUAAACCCACUCUCAUGGCUGCUGUACCAGAGAUCAUGGAUCGGAUUUACAAAAAUGUAAUGACCAAAGUGGAGGAGAUGAGCAAAUUCCAGAGGACGCUGUUUGUGCUGGCUUACAACUACAAGAUGGAGCAGAUUUCCAAGGGCUACAGCACACCUCUCUGUGACCGUCUGGUGUUCAAACGUGUGCGUGCGCUCUUGGGAGGGAAAACACGGGUGCUGCUGUCUGGCGGAGCUCCCCUCUCGGCUGCUACACAGAGAUUCAUGAACAUCUGUAUGUGCUGCCCUGUGGGGCAAGGCUAUGGUCUGACGGAGACUUGUGGAGCUGGCACCAUCAGUGAAUUUUGGGACUACAGCACAGGGCGGGUUGGUGCUCCACUGGUUUGUUCAGAGAUCACACUGAAGGACUGGGAAGAGGGUGGUUACUACAGCACAGACAAGCCCAACCCAAGAGGGGAAAUUCUGAUUGGUGGGCCCAAUGUAACAAUGGGUUACUACAAAAGCAAAGGCAAGAUCCAAGACGAUUUCUUUGUGGACAAGAACGGCCAGAGAUGGUUCUGCACUGGAGACAUUGGAGAAUUCCACCCCGACGGAUGCCUCAAGAUCAUCGACCGUAAGAAAGAUCUGGUGAAACUACAGGCAGGCGAGUAUGUCUCUCUAGGAAAAGUGGAGGCUGUUCUGAAGAACUGCCCACUCAUAGACAAUAUUUGUGCCUAUGCCAACAGUGACCAGUCAUAUGUGAUCAGCUUUGUGGUGCCUAACCACAAGCAGCUAAUGGCCCUGGCUGAGCAGAUGCAAAUAAAGGGCUCGUGGGAAGAAAUCUGCAACAACUCCCACAUGGAGAAGGAGGUCCUCCGCAUCAUCACUGAGGCUGCUAUCACAGCAAAAUUGGAGCGAUUUGAGAUUCCCAAGAAGAUCCGGCUGAGCGCUGAGCCCUGGACCCCAGAGACGGGCUUGGUCACCGACGCAUUCAAACUAAAACGCAAGGAGCUAAAGACACACUACCAGGAAGAUAUCGAGAGGAUGUACGGAGGAAAAUAACACGAGACACACUCCCAGCAACCAGUAAACACAUCCACAUAUAUACCUGAAAACACUCACACAGUGCUCAAGACUACUUCCAAGACUACUUUCUGAGGAGUUACAUUUAAGAUACCAGUAAGACAUAAAUACACACACACACCCACAGGGACCCAUGCACCUCCUUCCCGGCUUCCCUGCAACCAGCUUCGAUCAAAGCAGGAGGGAGGCGGGGGGGACUCUUGAAUCCAGCUUAAUGGUUUCUGUCAAAACCUAAGAGGCUGAACAGACAGCUGAGCCAGCCAGACGUGUGCAAUGCACCAAACACUCCCUUUCAAGGAAUUCAGGUCUUUGAGUUGCUGUGACGACCAAGACAGCGAAUGAAGUCAGACCUUUGCAUGACUCGAAGUGAAACAAAUGUUAAGCUUGAUGCAGCUGAACCCAUGUCAGCGACCACACUCUGUUUGCUUCUCCUCCCGCUGCCCUGCUUGCUGGAGUGUGCCACCUGGGGGGCGUGGGGAUGGGGGGCAUGAAGUGCGCACCCCUGGCAGAGACAUGGUGGGGGGGUAGCAUGAGCCCAACAGAGGGGACACCUCCUGGGCUCAAAGUAACAUUCAGGUCUGCAGGGAUCUCUGUGGUCUUUAUUUUAUUUUAUUUUUUAAAUCCGCAUUUCAACAUUUCCUUCAUGUUUGGUUUGUUAGCUUUUAAACCCAUCUGAUCAGUUUUUUGUGUAAGGAAUGGGUGUUCCAAAGCCAUGAGAGAUUUGAGCAUUAGGAUGUCUUCAAAUACAUUUUCAUACUGUUACUUUAUGGUGGUAUUAUUUGGUAGGGGGUGGGGUGGGGGUUCUUUUCCUUUUUUAUUAUUUGUUUUGUUCAUGCUACCUGUACUUUAAUGGUCUUUGUUUACAAGCGUUUUCAUUUCUUUUUUUGUAUCUUUUUCCCUUUAUUAGCCCGUGUCAUAAGGUCUGUACAUUUGAAUUUUGACUUACUGACUUGACCUAGUUAUAAAUGAUGGAGUCGUAUCCCUUCUGCUGUUCCCUGCCUACACAAGAUUGUCAAACAUUAGGACCAAUUGGGAGUGUUUUUGUUUUUCCUUGCAGUUUUUUUUUUUGUGGUUUAUACAGUAGCCAUGCCACAUGUUCCUCCAGUCACGACCAAUGCACCAAAUGGAUGGUUUCAAGGGAACUUAGUUGCUUACCAUAGGAAGAAUAGUUACACUAGUUAGCCUUUCAUAGACUGCUGUCCCAGUUACUUUGUGGUGCAACUGUACAUGUUUUUACCAUAGGUCCGUUUACUGUUGCUUUAACCUUUUUACGUAUAAAAAUGAAAUGCAAAGUGAAUGUGCAAUAUUUAUACUCAAAUAUUAAAAGUAUCUAAGAAGGAAGACGAAAAAAAAAGCGCACAGGCAGCGGCCCUUUCGCGGCAUGUUAACAUUUAGGCCUCAACUUCAGUGCAUAAUGGAAGGCCUGUAGGACUGUAGAAAUGUGGACGAUGGUAGAGAGACACUGAUAGGGAAGUCUAGAUGUAGCUCCUUUUGAACGUACUGUGCUGGAAAUGUAAUGUUUUUAAUAAGACUGUAAAGGUAAAAAAAAAAAAGUUAUAUCUGGCAUUGUAGAAAAUUGCAUGAUGAAAAGUGCACAUGUACCAAAGCACAUCAGUAUGAGAGAAUCGCACUCCAUUCAAACAACUGAAGAAAUAAUUUAUGGACCCACUCCUUUUUUAAAAAAAAAGAAAAGUUGGGAGUGUACGCAUAGCUGAAGCUCAAUUCACAUUUCUGUAUCUUGAAAUUGGUUUAUCUGUAUAAUAUUUGUGCAGUGUAUAUAAAAGGGUCUCCAGUGCUACAGACACCCGACAUUUAUUUGAAAUGUUGUAAAAAAAAAAAAUAAAUAAAAAAAAAACAUGCAUUAAUUAAUGUAGGUUUAUGGAUUUGGUGCUGGUGGUUGAUAUACUCUGAAUGGCAAUAGUGUAAAGUGACUUUUACAAGCUUUGUUAUUUCCUUCUUCCCUGUUCUUAGAUUUCUUUUAUUUUGUUGUAAGGUUUACAUCUUUCUUGCAGCCGCCUUUUUCUGAAUGCAAACCCUGCUUUGCUUGUAACGAAGAUGAUAUUAAUAAAGGGUACAGUAGGGUCCUCCUAAUGGCAUCUGUCAUCAGAUUUCAUACAUAAGGAUCAUAUUUAGCUUUGACCAAACUAUCGCGAUAAAGUUGGGGGGGACCCGUGCCUCCCUUUGUGUGUGCUGUUUGCUGCUUUUUCUCUGCCUGGCUCGAGGCGGCUGGUUGCCUUCUGACACACACGAGCUAUCUUCAGGGGUCUUUAGAAUGUGAAGCACUCCACGCAUUGUUUUUUUGUUUUUCUUGAUGGCGCACGUCAUCUCAUACCAACAAGAAUUAUCUGAACUAACAAGGCAAAGACUGAGGUGUGGUGCAGAGAUCAAUUUCACCAUUCCUGUUCUUUUCGCUUUCUUUGUAAAUAUCAGGGAGGUGGCGGUGGGUGGGGCAGGUCUCACAGAUCAAAGUUCAUUAAAAGUACCAAUAACUGUACAGGUGUAAAGCCUCCUGUUAAUAUGUUUAGUAAUCUUUGUAACUGAACUUUUUUUUUUUUUUUUUUUCGGGGUGGUUAAGUGGGCCUGAAAGCUGAGCUACUGCAAGUGUCUUCUUCCUUUUAUUUAUUUGUGAUUUGGCCUUGGAAAUUAUGUCAUGAAAUAAACAAGUUUGUGUUGUAAAUA
Molecule: messenger RNA, 5180 nt
Organism: Pelmatolapia mariae (spotted tilapia)
Lineage: Eukaryota; Metazoa; Chordata; Actinopteri; Cichliformes; Cichlidae
Gene: acsl3b
Product: acyl-CoA synthetase long chain family member 3b
Exons: 15
Coding region: 345-2480 (711 amino acids)
Biological process (GO): long-chain fatty acid metabolic process; long-chain fatty-acyl-CoA metabolic process; neuron differentiation
Cellular component (GO): lipid droplet; plasma membrane; endoplasmic reticulum
Molecular function (GO): long-chain fatty acid-CoA ligase activity
Source: RefSeq, a predicted model, not a curated record